Sphaerodactylus townsendi is the source of this 1615-nucleotide messenger RNA. RefSeq names its product acyl-coenzyme A amino acid N-acyltransferase 1-like. The coding region runs from base 16 to 1314 and encodes 432 amino acids. Gene Ontology annotation, biological process: acyl-CoA metabolic process; fatty acid metabolic process. Gene Ontology annotation, molecular function: fatty acyl-CoA hydrolase activity. NCBI's taxonomy places the organism in Eukaryota, Metazoa, Chordata, Lepidosauria, Squamata, Sphaerodactylidae. The record is from RefSeq and is a predicted model, not a curated record. Gene Ontology annotation, cellular component: peroxisome. The transcript is spliced from 3 exons.
UUUACUGCAAAUUUUAUGGACUUUCCCAGGUGUCAUCGAAGGCUGAUUACCAUGGUCCAGCUCAUGGUCACUCCUGAAAUAUCACUUGCUGACUCACCAGUGUGGAUUCGAGCCGUUGGCCUGACCCCCUCCCAGCCAGUGACCCUGCAUUCAUCACUGAUAGAUGAGAAGAAUGUGAAGUUUGAAGCCAGGGCCUUCUACUGGGCAAAUGAGGCCGGAGAAAUAGAUGUGAAAAAGGCAUCUGCUGUGGGUGGUGACUACACAGGUGUAUGUCCCAUGGGCCUGUUCUGGUCCCUGAAGCCAGAGAAGAUGUUCCACAGAUUGAUUAAACGUGAUGUAAUAGGCAGCCCCUUCCAUGUCCAGAUCAAUCUUUUUGGCUCUUUUGUUAUGAUGCCUUCGGAAAAAGAUACACCACUGGCUACUUGCACUAUUGAGAGGUGGUUUGUGACCCCUGGAGUGGAACAAAUCAAGAUCAAGGAUGGUCAAGUUCGAGGAUCCCUUUUCAUGCCUCCAGGGCCUGGCCCAUUUCCAGGAGUGAUUGAUAUGUUUGGUGGCGGUGGAGGGCUCAUUAAGUUCCGGGCUAGUCUGUUAGCCAGCAAAGGCUUCGCUGUUCUGGCUCUGGCCUACAUGGCAUACGAGGAUCUGCCCCAGACCUUGGCGGAAGUGAACCUGGAGUAUUUUGAGGAAGCUGCCAAGUUGCUCUUAAAACACCCUAAGGUUAGAGGCCCAGGACUUGGGGUAAUUGGAGUCUCCAAAGGAUCUGAGAUUGCACUAGCCAUGGCUUCCUUCUUAGUGCAAAUAGUUGCAGCAGUCUGUAUCAAUGGUACCACAACUGUAAAUGAUGCGCCACUCCGCUUUAGGGAUAUUUAUAUCCCUGGUGUCUGCUACUACCCAGAAAAGUUUCUCAUAAACAGCAUGGGAGCACUGGACGGCCAUGAAAUCAUUGGAGAUCCUCGGGAUGAGGCACACCAAGCGUCUGUCAUCCCUUUGGAAAAGGCCCACGGGUCCGUACUCUUUGUGGUGGGAGAAGAUGACCGUGGCUUCAACAGCAAGUUGUUUGCUGAGCUGGCCAUAGCCAGAGCGAAGAAGUAUGGGAAAAAUAAUUGUACUUUGCUGUCUUAUCCAAAGGCUGGACAUCUCAUAGAACCUCCUUGUUCUCCACUGUGUACUUGCUCCUGGAUCCCAGGUUAUAUGAAACCUACACAAUGGGGAGGUGAAAUGGAACCUCAUGCCCAAGCCCAAGAGCACUCCUGGAAGGAGAUCCAAAAAUUCCUUGAGCUUCACCUUGGUCCAGCUGGAAGCAGCAAUGUGUGAUGUUAGGAGGGAAGAUGAGCUACGAGUGGCAUUUUCUAGUUUCCAGACUGAAUCAAAUAAACAUAUGUUGAUCAAGUGAGCAUCGUCUGUUUACAGAGGUGCUUUCACAUGGACAUGAUUCUCCACACAGCUCACAUUGCUACUGUGAACGUAGAGGCAUUUGGAAUGGCAAGCAUCCACACAAAAGUUUCCCCUAUACUGUCUUACUCCUCUCUGGUUGCUACUUUCCUCUUAUCACUGAAGGGCUUUGGGAGCAACACUAAUAGCACUUUUAUAAUAUUAUAGUUUCAGCAGCCCUGUU